GCUUGGCAAGUCAUAACCUCCCAUGGGGUAUUCUUCUGCAUCUAGAAAAGGAAAGAGACGAAGGGAUAAGUUGGUGCUCCGACGAAACUUCAUCAUACACUGGCAACUCCGUAGAAGAUGUCCAGAUGGACUCUAGCACUGAGACUUAGGCGCAUCACCGUCGCUUUACCAAAAUUUUCGCACCAGGCGUCCCAUAGAAGAUUCUACAGUAGCAGUCCCCCGUUUGAGCCUUCGAUAGAACGCUAUACUGUUCCAUGCGCCUCUUCUGGUGAAAUUACCGUCAGUCUGUACAAUGUCGCUGACCGGCCGCCAACCGAUCCUUUAAUCAUCUGGAUCCCGCCCUUUGCUGCUCGGGACGAGACUGACCCGAACUAUCAACUCCCAUCAUGGCUUCACACAUACUCGGCCGCUGUCAUUCACUAUAGAUGGUCUGGCUUAUACGACGACAGACCACAGCCAAAACUCAAGCCAAAGAUUGAAGAGCCCGAUUUUGACGAUGAAGGAUAUCAAUCGAGCGAGACGCCUAAUAGCAAAGAAGAAGAGCGACUACCCAAGGAAGAGGAAGAAGAUAUCAGCAUAACUCCCCUUCACUGGCCCACCCCUAUCCACGACGUUCUCUUUGGCUACUCCUGGAUCAUUCAAAACCUCCAACCAAGAUACCCCAAACGCAAAGACGUCUACAUCUGCGGCUCCUACCUUGGCGCCAGUCUGGCCGCCGGGCUGGCUCUCACCGAGUCGUACCCACACGCGCGCAUGGCCGUACGCGGUCUCCUCGCCUACAACGGCAUCUACGACUGGACCACUUUCUUGCCUGACCACCCGAUCCACCGGCCCAAGGGCGACGACCGCAUCCUUAUCGAGGAGCAGCUGCACAAGCUGAACCGCGACCUCGACAAAGAUGCAGGACCGGCUGCCACCUCACCCAUCAUUGCCCAUUAUCAGCGUCGGCUCGAAGAUCUCUUUGGCUCGCCGUCGGGACUGUUUGACAGCUUUGCUAGCGCUUGUCUGUUUUUCCACACGGCGGGACUUUUUGUUCCGACGACUUUUGAUGAGAAGUAUGUUCCUGAAUGGCUUUUUCCGCCACCUCCAGGGCCAUUGAUUACCGGUGCCGGUACCGGCGCCAAUGGUGUCAGCAGCGGCGACAUCAACGUCCCCGCGGACGUCCCCAGCGAACCCCACGACCCAUUGACUUCCCCCUCUACUCCCCCUCCUCACCAACCUCCGGCUCCGUCGCCCCUCCCAGCCAGCCAAAACCCCACCGACGACCUCGAUCCCGACAACUCGGAGCACUCGGAGCACUACCGUAUGCACAUGUCGAUGAUCAACGACGCCGAAGGCGAGCCGGACGAGGUAGCGGCCGAAGACAUGCUCCAACAAACUCUCAAGGUAGAGAUUCUACCUGGCAAGUUCCCACGUAAGAGCUAUGUGCAUUUCCCGCCGAGGCACUCCAUGCUUAAGCUGCCGGAUACGUUAUUGUUGUAUGAGACGCCGUCGGCGGAGUUGCCGUUCAAGUGUGAUGCUUUGGCGAAGAUUGGGUCGUCGGAGGGGGGGAAGGAUGAUGGGGUUGUUGAUGCCGCGGCCCGGAACAGAAAUCAAAAGGGACUUAGUGGUGUUCAGAAGCAGAAGCAGAAGAAGAUAAAGGGGGAGGAAGAAGAAGAAGAAGAAGAAGGCCAGGGAGAGAAAUACGAAGAGGGCGACUCAGCACAAGGCGAAGCAGAGGAAAAGAAGAAACCCCGCCCUCGUCUCAAAACGCGAAAACACCGCAAACCCCCGGUCGCCAUCACCGCUGGCGAGAACAGCUUCCGCACGCAAGCGUACGAACUGGCGCUGCUGAUGCAGCGGAGCAUUGAGAUGUUGGAACUCAAAGAGCGGCGGAAGUGGGACGAGGAUUACUUGAUCGACCUCCACCACUGGGAGCUGGAGGCGGCGAGGAGGGUCAAGGUGGCGGACGUGGGCGUGGUGGACGAUCAGGACAUGGCGAUUGGCGAUUUGGAAGGUGUUGGGGAUCUGGAUGAGAGGGGAAGGGAGAUUGUGUUGGGAUGGUUGGAAGAGAAGAUGGAUAAGGCGCGUUGA
Neurospora crassa OR74A is the source of this 2073-nucleotide messenger RNA. RefSeq lists its product as hypothetical. The coding region runs from base 118 to 2073 and encodes 651 amino acids. The transcript has 3 exons. NCBI's taxonomy places the organism in Eukaryota, Fungi, Ascomycota, Sordariomycetes, Sordariales, Sordariaceae. The record is from RefSeq and is a predicted model, not a curated record.